AUGAUGUUUUCUAAUCUCUUUCUUCUAUUUUUGACAUGUUUUUUUGUGGGAGAAAAUGGUCAGAAGAUUCAUCUGAAAUCAUCUUCUUCUGUACAGCAGAAAGAUGAUUUUCUAUCCGUCUACGUUGGUGGAAAUGUUACUUUAGAAUGUUCUUAUGAAGAUCAGACGACAAACCAAAUCUACUGGUACAAGCAAAGUUUGGGAAAAAAGCCUGAAAUAAUUUUAAGUUUUGUUUUACAGAGCACAACAGUGACCUUCUUUGAGGAAUUCAAGAAAAAUCCACGCUUUAAACUGGACCUAAAAAAACAAAGUUUUCACUUGAACAUUAGUGAUUUACACUUUUCAGACACAGCUACCUACCACUGCAUGAGAUCUGAAUUUUUCUCACUCGUCUUUUUGGAGAGCUUUAGUGUUCAUGUGAAGAACUCUUCUUCUUACAUUCAGACUUCAGUGGAUCAGUCGUCCUCUGAGAACAUCCAUCCAGGAGAGACUCUGAACUGUACAGUACACACUGGGAGCUGUGAUGGAGAACACAGAGUUUACUGGUUCAAAGACUCUGAAGACUCUCAUCCAGGACUCAUUUACACUGAUGGAGGCAGGAAGGAUCAGUGUGAGAGACAGAAGAACACACAAACACACAGUUGUGUCUACAAUCUCCACAUGAAGAACCUGACUGAGUCUCAUGCUGGGAUCUACUACUGUGCUGUUGCCUCAUGUGGACACAUACUGUUUGGAAACGGGACCAGACUGGAAUUUGCUGACUCUGCAGUUCCUCUGAACUCUGUGAUUCUACACACUUUGGUUGGAUUAUUGUCCAUCAUGAGCGUCCUCGUUGUUUUUCUGCUUUUUCUUUUGUGGAAGAUCAACAAGAGAAACAACUCCACCUCCAAAGAGGAAAGAUCACCUGCCGACCCCUUAAGAAGCUCAGAGGCUGAGAACAAAGACACAGAAAGUCUCCAUUAUGCUGCUAUAAAUGUGAAGAGGUCCAACAGAUCAAGAAGACAGAAGAACGACAUAAACACAGUCUGUGUUUAUGCCGGUGUGAGACAACAGAUCUGAACUUUAGAGUCUAGGAGGAGGUUGUAUCAUGAUCUUUUUAUGCAUAGCAUAAAAGUUGUAAAAUUUGACUUUUUUAUUUUUACUUUGUGGCGAAUCAUUUAUUUUUUAGAUGAUUUCAAUGUUUAAAAGUAAACAUAUUUGAUUGUCUUUUUUUCUGUUUAAGUUGUUCUUGGAAGUUAUCAAUCUAGUAUUUUGCUACAUUGCUUUCCUUGUCUGUAAUAGAAUGAUACAAAAGAAAAAUUAUCUUUUUUUUUUUCUCAGUGUGAAGAUCCUAGUUUGAAUCCUAUCAGAGAUUUUCUGUGUGGUAUAUGCUUCUUUCUUUUUAUGCAUGCUUGUGUAUAUGUUCCUCUCAAUGUCCCAAUACAUGCUUUGUAGAUUAAUUAAUGAUUCUAAAUUGACCCUAUGUGUAAACAUGAGAGUGUUACUUUUUGAUGGACUGGCAAACUGCUCAUGGUGUACCCCUUCUUCCCCCAAGACCAGCUGAAAUAGGCUCCAGCAACCAGUUAUCUCUUAAGAGAUUGAUCUACUUCAGUAAACAGCUGUCUGCCUGUUUGUGACAAUCUGCUAUUUUUAGCAUUUUUCAACACGCACCAUUACCCCAGACUUACACCACUAGCGUCACGGCUCUGUUGUGUGCGCAGCAGUCUUUUCCU
Molecule: messenger RNA, 1712 nt
Organism: Oryzias melastigma (Indian medaka)
Lineage: Eukaryota; Metazoa; Chordata; Actinopteri; Beloniformes; Adrianichthyidae
Exons: 5
Coding region: 1-1059 (352 amino acids)
Biological process (GO): response to bacterium
Source: RefSeq, a predicted model, not a curated record